CAUCUCCGCCAAACAAACCAUGGCUGCUACGCUGCUAGGGGAGGAGCCCCGGCUGGGCAGCACCCCGCUGGCCAUGCUGGCCGCCACCUGCAGCAGGAUCGGUGAGCCCAGCCCCUCGUGCUCCCCUGCUCUUUCCGAUGGAGCGCCGGGACUCGUCAAGGGCUUUCACCCUUGGAGGGGCGGCGCCCCGGGCACCAGCGGUUUGGGUGUCUGCCUCACCUCGCUCGGGCUUCCUUCUGGGACCUCCAGGGGUAGCGGCACCGGACUGUCAGAGACGUCCAGCGCUUUCUCGGUGACCACUGCCAACUCUCCUUUUGGAAACGAUUUUUCGAUGUACCAGACCGACAACAACGUUUCCGAACCUACACACGCACAGCGGUCUGUGUUUCUAACCAAAUUCCCCUCCUCAGUGGAAGGCAUUGCUGGGAUAUAUCCGAGGAUGCAUCCCUAUGAGUCAUGGUUCAAACCCGUGGGGGAAGUCGGUAACGGGUCUUCUUCUUGGUGGGACAUGGGCACCAACUGGGUGGACGCACAGACUCCGACCGGGUUACCCUCUCCUCUGAGCGGCUACAGCACUGACUACAGCUCCGCAUUCAGCCCCGGUGCUUCACAGCACCUGCUCCCCGCCACACAGCACCUGUUUGACGGCUUCAGGCCACCUGUCCCGGCUCCCUACUCAGAGUCUACGACGACGGGGGCACCUGCGCUGACAGGAACCCCCGGCGUCUCUCUGCCCGCAUCUUCCCGCACCUCUUCACGGCGUUACUCCGGAAGAGCCACGUGUGACUGCCCGAACUGCCAGGAGGCGGAAAGCCUCGGGCAAGGGGGCACGAGCCCGCGUCGGAGAGGCUUGCACAACUGUCACAUCCCGGGUUGUGGUAAAGUCUACGGCAAGACCUCUCACCUGAAGGCUCACCUGCGCUGGCACACCGGGGAGAGGCCGUUUGUGUGCAACUGGCUCUUCUGCGGGAAACGCUUCACGCGCUCCGACGAGCUUCAGCGGCAUUUGCGCACGCACACCGGGGAGAAGCGAUUCGAGUGCUCGAUUUGCCACAAACGGUUCAUGCGCUCCGACCACCUCAGCAAGCACGUGAGGACGCACAGCUCGGAGGGCGCAGAGGAUGGCGGGGAGCCGGGACUAGGUAAGGGGAACAGCGACACGGAGAACAGCCUCUCCGGUAGCCCGAGCCAGUCACCCGGGCAGCACGCGCGCGAGACUGUUCAAACCACCGAGGGACAGAGGGCGGUGGAAUAAUAUGCGAAGCUAAAUAUGAACAAAGCAACACGUGGACGUUUGAUAACACGG
This is a messenger RNA of Toxotes jaculatrix (banded archerfish), 1306 nucleotides long. It is a transcript of the gene sp8a, whose product is annotated as sp8 transcription factor a. The record is from RefSeq and is a predicted model, not a curated record. NCBI's taxonomy places the organism in Eukaryota, Metazoa, Chordata, Actinopteri, Toxotidae. Bases 20 to 1255 code for a protein of 411 amino acids. Gene Ontology annotation, molecular function: RNA polymerase II cis-regulatory region sequence-specific DNA binding; DNA-binding transcription factor activity, RNA polymerase II-specific. The transcript is spliced from 2 exons. Gene Ontology annotation, biological process: regulation of transcription by RNA polymerase II.